GAGAACUAAUCUGUCUCUCUCUCAGGUGUCCAAGGUGUCUGUAUCUCAGUGUGAACAACAGCCUGACUGCCAGUCCUGUCUGUCUAUCAGAGACCCUCACUGUGGCUGGUGUGUCCUGGAGGGAAGAUGUAGUCGUCGAAUGGAGUGUAGUCGUGAGGGUCAAGCCAACCACUGGCUGUGGAGCUACCAGCCUGCCAACCAGCCUGCCAACCAGCCUGCCAACCAGCCUGCCAACCAGUGUGUGACUGUCCAGAGCUUGGAGCCUGCCAUCCAAAGCAGAGAGGAGGAGACUCAGGUUUCUCUUGUUGUGGCCCUGCUGCCCACCCUGUCAGAGGAGGAGGAGUCUCUGUCCUGCUCCUUUGGAACCCUCGCCCCUCAACCAGCUGUCGUUACGGGAACCACCAUAACCUGUCAAUCACCCCAGCCUGAGCUCCUCCCACCCAGCCCACCAGGAAGUGACCACGUGUCCCUACGUGUGUCUGUGGUGUUCAGAGACGUGACCAUCUCUAGCAGUGACAUCAUCUUCUACGACUGUCGAGCUGUGGGGCGACUCAACACCACCUCCCCGUGUAUGGCUUGUGUGGGCAGUGUGUGGCCAUGCAACUGGUGUGUCCUGGGUGGGCUGUGUACCCACAACAACAGCAGCUGUCCCAGGCAGCACACCAUACACAACUCACUGGAGCAGCAGUUGGAGCCGCGGGGUGCAGACUCGUGUCCCUUUGUGUGGGCUCUACAGAGUUCUCCUCUGGUCCCCAUGGGCUUCCUGUCCCCUCUGACCCUACUGGGCAGGAACCUGGACGUGUUUCAGGGUGAGGAACAGUAUACCUGUGUGGUGGUCGUUGUGGGGGAGGAGCUUAAACUGAACGCCAUUCUGAAGAAAGACCCAGAAACCAAGGUCACCACCUUUACAUGCUCUGUCCACCAGUUCCAGUACCCUUUAAAACAUUUGGAGUACUCUGCUCCCGUCUAUCUGCAAAGAGGUUUCCAUCGCAUCGACUCUGCUCCCGACCUCAGACUGCAGCUGUAUGACUGUUCAGUGGGCCAGUCUGACUGUAGUCAGUGCAGAGCGGUGUCUUCAGGGUACGGCUGUGUCUGGUGUGGUGGAGAGACACCAGGCUGUGUCUACAAUCUCUCCUGUAUCAGCUCACCUGGGCCCGCUGACACCUGUCCCUCGCCUCAGAUCACACAGAUCCAGCCAGUGAGUGGUCCGGUGGAGGGAGGUGUUCUGAUCACCAUCCGUGGGUCCAACCUGGGGAUGCAGUACCAGGACAUCCAGGGAGGAGUGACUGUAGCUGGGGUCAGCUGCCUGCCUCAGUCCCAUGGAUACCUCAUCUCUACCAGGAUAGUGUGUGAGCUCCAGCCCAGUAAACAGGAGACGGAGGGACCAGUCAUUGUUUCCGUGAGAGACUCAGAACCAGGACAGUCUCUGCAGACAUUCACCUACCAGGACCCCCAGUUGACUGGUAUAGUCCCUGAUAAGGGCCCUGUAUCAGGAGGGACCAGCCUGACAGUCCAGGGGACUCUGCUACUAACGGGACAGAGGAAGGACCUGACUGCAUACGUAGGACAACAACCCUGCUACAUUUUUGAGGAGGUGAAUGGGACUCACCUGGUAUGCAGGACCAGCCCCAGUAACCAGACAGCAGAGCUGACAGUGAGGGUGUUGUUUGGGAAGGCAGAGAGGAGCGUACCUGGGCAGGUGUUUCACUACAUGGGGGACCCUGUCAUCACCGCAGCAUCGCCUGCUGAGAGCUUCUACGAGGGUGGGCGUAGUAUAAAGGUGAGUGGGCGUAGCCUGUACGUGGUCCAGCAGCCAAUGCUAACUGUGUGGGUGGAGCCUAAAGAGAACACGCUGGUGAGGAGGAGGAGGAACAACCAACUGGUCUUCAACAGCGCAGUUUCAAAGCAGGAGCGUUGUACGGUGGUCUCUUCCUCUGAGAUGAACUGUUUGACCCCGCGUGUGACCCCUGACACUAAGGUCAUGGGGGUGUGGUUUGAGCUGGACAACGUUAAGGUGUCAUUUGAGAGCGUCACGGGGAAGUCGUUCUCUUACUACCCCAACCCCGAGCUGUUGGCUCUGAACAGAGACGACCCAGACACACCCUACCGCUUCAAACCUGGAGGGGUCAUCGCUGUAGAGGGUAAAGACCUGACGCGUGCGAUGACCCGAGGGGAGGUGGUAGCCAGGCUGGGGGACCAGGAGUGUGAGGUCAAGACUCUGGACAGUACUCACCUAUACUGUGAACCUCCUGAGAAACAGCCAGCCAGUCUGGGGAGCAACCAACUGCCCAGCCUGAGGGUGGUAAUGGGGAAGCUGAACGUAGACCUGGGUACAGUGCAGUAUGACACAGAAGGCCUCUCACCUGUUCCUCUGGCUGCCCAGGUGGGUCUGGCUGCAGGGGCUGCUGUGGUGGUCCUAGUGGUGCUGGUCAUCAUCCUCAUGUACAGGAGGAAGAGCAAGCAGGCUCUGAGAGACUACAAGAAGGUUCUGGUUCAGCUGGAGACUCUGGAGAUCAAUGUGGGAGACCAGUGCAGGAAGGAGUUCACAGAUCUGAUGACAGAGAUGAUGGAUCUGAGUAGUGAUGUGGGUGGACCAGGUAUUCCUCUCCUGGACUAUAAGACGUAUGCGGAGCGCGUGUUCUUCCCCGGCCAGAGGGGGGCUCCACUGAGUCAGGACCUGAACCUGCCAGAGUCCCGCAGGCAGACAGUAGAACAAGGGCUGGGACAACUCAACAGCCUCCUCAACAACAGACUGUUCCUUAUCAGGUUCAUCCACACCCUAGAGGCCCAGCAAAACUUCUCCCAGCGUGACCGUGGCUACGUGGCGUCUCUCCUGACCAUGGCCCUGCACGACCAGCUGGAGUACUUCACUGAUGUCAUGAAGACCUUACUGGGAGACUUGGUGCAGCAAUACGUCACCAAGAACCCCAAACUCAUGCUGCGCAGGACGGAGACAGUGGUGGAGAAGAUGCUCACCAACUGGAUGUCCAUCUGUCUCUACUCCUUCCUCAAGGAGGUGGCUGGGGAGCCCCUGUAUAUGCUGUACAGAGCCAUCAAGUACCAGGUGGAUAAGGGACCAGUAGACGCUGUGACGGGGAAGGCCAAGCGCACCCUGAACGACAGCCAUCUACUGAGAGAGGACAUCGACUACUGCUCGAUCACUCUGGUGGUGAAGAGUGGUGUGGAGGUGCAGCCGUGUCCCGUCAAGGUGUUGGACACCGACACCAUCACACAGGUCAAAGACAAGAUCCUAGACCAGAUCUAUAAAGGAGCUCCCUUCUCACAGAGACCUGCUGCAGACUCACUAGACCUGGAAUGGAGAUCGGGGCAGGCGGGUCACCUGACUCUGUCAGACGAUGAUGUCACAGCAGUCGUCCAGGGACGCUGGAAGAAACUCAACACUCUGCAGCACUACAAGGUGCCAGACGGAGCGACCGUGGCUCUGAUCCCCAGAUCAGCUGUCGUCAUGGGGAUACCCCAGGUCUACCAGACUGGAGAGAAGAUGCCCAUGUUGGAGGGGGAGGAGGGGCUGAGGCUGUGGCACCUGGUGAAGUCCAACGAGGAACCAGAGAUCCCCAAACACAGCAGCAUGAGAGAGAGGGAGAGGGCCAAGGCCAUACCAGAGAUAUACCUGACACGACUACUAUCUAUGAAGGGGACGCUGCAGAAGUUUGUAGACGAUGUGUUCGUAGCCAUCCUCAACACCAAGCGUCCUCCUCCCAUCGCUGUGCGCUUCUUCUUCGACUUCCUGGAUGACAUGGCGGAGAAACACGGCAUCGACGAUCCCGAGACCGUGCACAUCUGGAAGACCAACAGCCUGCCUCUGAGGUUCUGGGUGAACAUCUUGAAGAAUCCUCAGUUUGUGUUUGACGUUCAGGUGACGGAUAGCGUGGACGCCGUCCUCUCGGUCAUCGCUCAGACGUUCAUCGACUCCUGCACCACCUCCGAACACAAAGUCGGACGGGACUCUCCAGUGAACAAGCUGCUCUACGCCAGAGAGAUCCCCAGAUACAAGCAGCUGGUUGAGAGGUACUACAGUGACAUCCACAGUGCAGCGUCUGGCUGUUACCAAGAAAUGAACUCUACUCUAACAGAGUUGUCUGGGAGUUUUGCCUCAGAGAUGAACAGUCUGGUGGCUCUGCACGAGCUGUACAAGUACAUCAACAAGUACUAUGACCAGGUCAUCGUGUCUCUGGAGGACGACGCAGCUGGACAGAAGAUGCAGCUGGCCUAUCGUCUACAGCAGGUCGCCGCCCUGGUGGAGAACAAGGUCACUGACCUUUAACCCCUGAUCUCUGAUCUGUGGCCUAGAGCAGGUCGCCUCCCUGGUGGAGAACAAUGUCGCUGACCUUUAACCCUUGAUCU
Molecule: messenger RNA, 4365 nt
Organism: Oncorhynchus mykiss (rainbow trout)
Lineage: Eukaryota; Metazoa; Chordata; Actinopteri; Salmoniformes; Salmonidae
Source: RefSeq, a predicted model, not a curated record